AUGGCCACAGGAGAAAUCACCACUCUACCCGCCACACCUGAAGAUGGAGGCAGUGGUGGCUUCCCUCCAGGAAACUUUAAGGAGCCCAAGAGGUUGUACUGUAAAAACGGGGGCUACUUCUUGAGGAUAAACUCUAAUGGAAGUGUGGACGGGAUCAGAGAGAAGAACGACCCCCACAGUAAGUAGUUCCAGUCCAUUGCACGGCAGACAAAGCUUCUUUAUGCUUUUAAAGGGCGACAGGGAAGUAACCACGUGCGUUUAUGGCUUCUCCAACAUUCAAAUCAAAGAAGUUUGUCUAGUUCUUGUAUAUUAGCCUUUGCAAGUGCAUUCAUGAAUGUGGUGUGUGUAUAUUUUGAUCUCAUUCAAGUCACCUUGGUGUGUAACACUGCCAUACAUUAAAAUGGCACUGCGAUUGCGUCACUUGUAAUUGAAAUGUCCAGAAUUAAAAUAUGACUUAGCUUUCGUGUGAAAUGUGUAUUAACACAUAGACCAACUCUAUAGUUCACAUAAGUAAAGGCCAUUGAUAGUAAUUGAGGAUCUAGGUUUGUGUUCUAAUCAUUUCAGUAUAAUAUUUGAGUGUCAUUGAUUAGCUUUAAAUGUAACAUGCAACAACAAGAAAUAUGUAGGGUUUUCCCUUGACACAUUGAAACCAUCUCAUCACUCACUAUCUAGUUGUUUUUUCUUCAAUGUAUGUAUCUCAGAUUGCAUCAGUAAUUGGUAGGAGGAGAAGGGACCCAUGUCGAAGACGGGGUUUUCAUCACAGGAAGCACUGCUCAGUGGAACAGGUGCACUCAAACAGCUGUCCAAAAUCUAUCACAAGCAAUUAACUAGUAAGAGUGGAGAAAAGAGACAGACAUUGGCCAUUUCAAUUACUGCCAAAAAAUUGGCAUCUCAUGUGCUUUACAGCACCAUUUAUCUUUAAUCAAUAAGGCAUAUAUUCUAUAAGUGUAUGUAAUAACAAAUACACUAAACUGGAAGAGAACCUCAUUUUCUGUUAUGACCAUUCAUUUGCGUCUUCAAUAUGAUUAAAGCAAGGGAUGAUGAAAUUAACCAUGGCUGAAAGAGAACGUUUCACUUAGAGAUGUGAUCACAAGACCUAUUGCACAGAUGUUCAGUAAACACGGGAUGCUCCCUUGCACACAACAACUACUAAUUAUGUAUUCAUUCAGAGAGGAAUGGAUCUUGAUGACAUUAGUCAUUACACAAACCCUAAGUGCAUACAGAUGCCUCUGAUAUAUACGUUUACAAUGUACUGUAUCAUAGUUUAGGCCACUAUCUUGCCAUUUUGCCUUAUGAGGCCUGUUUAAUAGGAACUCUUUUUGUUUAGUUUUUUGAACUAUGCUAUAAAUAUACUAUUGAAAUAUGCUUAGUUGGCACAGCACAUGAAGGCUUAUCUGACUCUACAAAAAGUUUGAAGUAUUAUAAUCUGGGUGCUUCUACUCAACCAAAUACGUAACUUACAAUAAACCAUUACAGCAAUAUACAAAUAUUGUUACUCAAAAUAUGAAAACUAAAGAACGAUGUAUCUUGCUUGUUUUAUAAAAAUAUUUAUCAAGAUACUUUUUUUUGCCUCUGAUAUAAUAUAUAAGUCUGCUAUAUCCAUCCCUUUUCAACACCACUAAUAACAUACACUGAGUGUACAAAACAUUAAGAACACCUUCCUAACAUCUAUACUGAAAAAAAAUAUAAACGCAACAUGUAAAGUGUUGGUCCCAUGUUUCAUGAACUGAAAUAAAAGAUCCCAGAAAUGCUCCAUAUGCACAAAAAGCUUAUUUCUCUCAAAUUUUGUGCACACAUUUCUUUACAUCCCUGUUAGUGAGCAUUUAUCCUUUGCCAAGAUAAUCCAUCCAACCACGCCAGCCCAGGACCUCCACAUCCGGCUUCUUCAUCUGCGGGAUCGUCUGAGACCAGCCACCCGGACAGCUGAUGAAACUGAGGAGUAUUUCUGUCUGUAAUAAAGCCCUUUUGUGGGGAAAAACUCAUUCUGAUUGGCAGGUCCUGGCUCCCAAGUGGGUGGGCCUAUUCUCUCCCAGGCCCCUGCCCAGUCAUGUGAAAUCCGUAGAUUAGGGACUAAUGAAUUUAUUUCAAUUGACUGAUUUCCUUAUAUGAACUGUAACUCAGUAAAAUCGUUGAAAUAUUUCCAUGUUGCGUUUAUAUUUUUGUACAGAAUCAAUGGAGAUCACUGUGACACUAAAACAUUUCCCCCUCCAUAGUCAAGCUUCAACUCCAGGCGACCUCGGUGGGGGAGGUAGUGAUCAAAGGGGUCUCAGCCAACCGUUAUCUGGCUAUGAAUGGAGAUGGAAGACUGUUUGGAGCGGUGAGUGAGCCUCUCCUUCCUUUAAGCAGCACCGCUAUGAUAUUGUCAUGGUCAACAACUCAUUAUUUACUCUAACAGGGACAGUAUAAUGCCUAAGAUAAAGGGUUUUAAUUAAGUUAUGCUGAAAGCAAAUAUUAUGUUGUCAUACUAUUACAGGUUUUGGUUUUUCCAUUUAUGUUACGAGGUUGGACUUUUAGCAGGUAUAGCAUGUUAGCACAUAGGGUGCACCGAUUGGUCUCACCUCACUAGUCAGUAUGUGUUACACCUGUACUGGCUUGUCCAUCUCGUUAGAGGGAAGGUGUUUCACCUGUGCUGGCCUUUAAGAGUGGCUGGCCCAGUGCUCCAGUUGUCUUGAGAAAUGUGGAGGGUCAACACCUUUAGUUGGCUCUCCCUAUUUGAGUUCUAGACAAACAAUCCUUUAUCUGAUCUUCACUGUUUUCAUUUUGCUCUACUUUUUGGUUUGCUUCCUGUCUUUAAGCUUGGUGUGGGUUUUAAUAUUUGCCUGUUCUUGGGCAAAUUUUGUGGGCGCCCACAAUGGGUCUUUUAGGUCCCUGUUGUUGUUGCUAGUCAACUUUCAGUGGACACCCCCAUGAGUGUCUUUCAGAACCUCUCCUCAAACCCCACCUCUUUUGUUUUAGUUUUUGUCAGUGACUCUUUGUUACUUCUCCUUUCUGUUUGAGGUACAAUUUUUGGUUUUCUUGCUGGGGAACGUAACAAAAUGGAGGCUAGUCUGGGAUUUGUACCCGGGACCUCUCGCACCCGAAGCGAGAAUCAUACCCCUAGACACCCUGUGCCUGUGGGAUGGCUGAGUAAUUUAGAGAUUCUAGAAAACCUUGAUGUCUUUUUGGCACACUUGCCUCCGGAGAAAAAAGGCGACAUUGUUGCACUGCUUUUAGAAUUUCAGGGUUUAUUCUCAAUGUGCAAACUCAGACAAAUGUACUAGAACAUGACAUUGACUUUGGGGACUCUUCCCCCAAUCAAACAACAUGCCUAUCGAGUGAACCCUGAAAAGAGAGAGAAACUCUGCAGUGAGGUAGAGUUCAUUCUUGAGCAUGGCAUUGCACAAUAUGGCAAAAGUCAGUGGAGUUCGCCCUGUAUAUUAGUACCUAAGGCGGAUGGGUCUCCGCGGUUUUGUUCAGAUUUUCGGAAACUCUAUUCCGUUACAAAGUUGGACUCGCAUCGUUUGCUCAGGGUCGACGAUUGUGUGGACCGUGUUGGCGCUGCUAAGUACAUUAGCAAGUUGGAUCUGCUGAAGGAAUAUUGUCAGGUUCCUCUAACUCAGUGCGCCAAAGUUGUCUGCUUUUGUCACUGCUGAUGGUUUGUUCUCCUACCUUGGUCUCCCGUUCGGGUUACGAAAUGCCAGAGCUAUGCACUUCGUGCUACGUGGCCUAGAAAAUGCUGAGGCAUAUUUAGAUUAUGUGGUCGUAUUUAGCACGACUUGGCGCCAACACCUUCAGGAUAUUGGGAGUCUGUUCGGGCGUUUUGCAGCUGCCAACCUGAAAGUUAAUCUGUCAAAUGUGGUGGAGCAAGGGAAAGUCCAACCGGUCCUGGUAAAAGUGGAGGCCAUCAAUAACUUUCCUGCGCCAGCUUCUUGCCACGAACUGCGCUGAUUCGUGGGAAUGGCUGGCUACGACAGGGCUUUUUGCAAGAACUUUGCCAAGGUUGUUGCGGCACUUACAAAUUUGACCAGUCCGAAAGUCGGUUUUUUCCUUUGGAGCCCGGAAUGUCAGGAGUCUUUUGAGAAGACAAAGACCAUCGUCCGUUCGCUCUGUACACCGAUGCCAGCGAUGUAGGCGCAGGGGCUGUGCUCCUACAGAAAGACGAUAACAAUGUUGAGCUCCCAGUGGGUUACUUUUCAAAGAAAUUGGCCUCAAACCAAAAACACUACAUGACUAUCGAGAAGGAGACGCUCACUUUGGUACUGGCUCUCCAGCACUUUGAGGUUUAUGUAUUGGUCUCUGCACCUCUGGCCUAUACCAAUCAUAACCCUCUUGUUUUCCUGAAAAUAUUAUUUAUCUUUGUGUAGAAUAACAAUCAACCAAUCAAUGCAAAAACACAGAUAUUGAAAAAAAUGAUUCUGAAAAUCAACCUGCAAUAGAGCAUGUUGGGAAAUAUGAUAAUGAUGGGCAUGGUUUUCAGUGUUUUACUCUAUUUAGAGUAAAAAUGACACAAUCACACUCAACUCUGGUUACUAAAACCAACACUGGGGUUAUUUAACACCACUGAGUGUUAAUUUAACUCCCGAAUCACUAGAAAUGUUACACUGAAAGAAACUAGGUAACACUGGCCAAUUGGCUGUGUACCAUACAAUACAUUGCUGGUUCACUCAAUCCCUUCUCCAACUCUCUGCUCAAUAAAAUCAAAGAAAAUACUAAUUUGAAAGACAGAAAUCAUGGCAAAGAUAAACUAUGUCUGUACUGUAUGUAAAUUGAUUAAGAGAAUACCAGAUACACUAUACAGUGCAUUCGGAAAGUAUUCAGAGCCCUUUACUUUUUCCACAUUUUGUUACGUUACAGCCUUAUUCUAAAAUGGAUUAAAUCGUUUUUUUCUCUCAUCAAUCUACACACAAUACCCCAUAAUGACAAAGCAAAAAUGUAUUGCAAAUAGAAAACGGAAAUAUCACAUUUACAUAAGUAUUCAGACCCUUCACUCAGUACUUUGUUGAAGCACCUUUGGCAGCGAUUACAGCCUCAAGUCUUCUUGAGUAUGACACUACAAGCUUGGCACACCUGUAUUUGGGGAGUUUCUCCCAUUCUUCUCUGCAGAUCCUCUCAAGCUCUGUCAGGUUGGAUGGCGAGUGUCGCUGCACAGCUAUUUUCAGGUCUCUCCAGAGAUGUUUGACUGGGUUCAAAUCCGGGCUCUGGCUGGGCCACUCAAGGACAUUCAGAGACUUGUCCCGAAGCCACUGCUGCGUUGUCUUGGCUGUGUGCUUAGGGUCAUUGUCCUGUUGGAAGGUGAACCGUCGCUCCAGUCUGAGGACCUGAGCGUUCUGGAGCAGGUUUUCAUCAAGGAUCUCUCUGUACUUUGCUCCGUUCAUCUUUCCCUCGAUCCUGACAAGCCUCCCAGUCCCUGCCGCUGAAAAAUAUCCCCACAGCAUGAUGCUGCCACCACCAUGCUUCACCGUAGGGAUGGUGCCAGGUUUCCUUCAGACAUGACGCUUUGCAUUCAGGCCAAAGAGUUCAAUCUUGGUUUCAUCAGACAAGAGCAUUUUGUUUCUAAUGGUAUGAGAGUCCUUUAGGUGCCUUUUGGCAAACUCCAAGCGGGCUGUCAUGUGCCUUUUACUGAGGAGUGGAGUCUGUUUCGCCACUCUACCAUAAAGGCCUGAUUGGUGGAGUGCUGCAGAGAUGGUUGUUCUUCUGGAAGGUUCUCCCAUCUCUGCAGAGGAACUCUGGAGCUCUGUCAGAGUGACCAUCGGGUUCUUGGUCACCUCCCUGACCAAGGCCCUUCUCCCCCGAUUGCUCAGGUUGGCCGGGCGGCCAGCUCUAGGAAGAGUCUUGGUGGUUCCAAACUUCUUCAAUUUAAGAAUGAUUGAGGCCACUGUGUUCUUGGGGACCUUCAAUGCUGCAGACAUUUUUUGGUACCCUUCCCCAGAUCUGUGCCUCGACACAAUCCUGUCUCUGAGCUCUACGGACAAUUCCUUCAACCUCAUGGCUUGGUUUUUACUCUGACAUGCACUGUCAACUCUGCAACCUUACAUAUAGUUAUGGUCAAAAGUUUUGAGAAUGGUCUUCACAAAGUUUGCCGCUUCAGUGUUUUUAGAUAUUUUUGUCAGAUGUUACUAUGGUAUACUGAAGUAUAAUUACAAGCAUUCCAUAAGUGUCAAAGGCUUUUAUUGACAAUUACAUUAAGUUUAUGCAAAGAGUCAAUAUUUGCAGUGUUGGCCCUUCUUUUUCAAGACCUCUGCAAUCUGCCCUGGCAUGCUGUCAAUUAACUUCUGGGCCACAUCCUGACUGAUGGCAGCCCAUUCUUGCAUAAUCAAUGCUCCAAGCAGAAUUUUGUUUUUGUUUUGUUUGUCCACCCGCCUCUUGAGGAUUGACCACAAGUUCUUAAUGGGAUUAAGGUCUGGGGAGUUUCCUGGCCUUGGACCCAAAAUGUCAAUGUUUUGUUCCCCGAGCUACUUAGUUAUCACUUUUGCCCUAUGGCAAGGUGCUCCAUUAUGCUGGAAAAGGCAUUGUUCGUUACCAAACUGUUCUUGGAUGGUUGGGAGAAGUUGCUCUCGGAGGAUGUGUUGGUACCAUUCUUUAUUCAUGGCUGUGUUCUUAGGCAAAAUUGUGAGUGAGCCCACUCCCUUGGCUGAGAAGCAACCCCACACAUGAAUGGUCUCAGGAUCCUUUAUUAUUGGCAUGACACAGGACUGAUGGUAGCGCUCACCUUGUCUUCUCCGGACAAGCUUUUUUCCGGAUGGCCCAAACAAUCGGAAAGGGGAUUCAUCCGAGAAAAUGACUUUACCCCAGUCCUCAGCAGUCCAAUCCCUGUACCUUUUGCACAAUGUCAGUCUAUCCCUGAUGUUUUUCCUGGAGAGAAGUGUCUUCCUCGCUGCCCGUCUUGACACCAGGCCAUCCUCCAAAAGUCUUCGCCUCACUGUGUGUGCUCAUGCACUCACACCUGCCUGCUACCAUUCCUGAGCAAGCUCUGCACUGGUGGUGCCCCGAUCCCGCAGCUGAAUCAACUUUAGGAGACGGUCCUGGUGCUUGCUGGACUUUCUUGGGCGCCCUGAAGCCUUCUUCACAACAAUUGAACCUCUCUCCUUGAAGUUCUUGAUGAUCCAAUAAAUGGUUGAUUUAGGUGUAAUCUUACUAGCAGCAAUAUCCUUGGCUGUGAAGCCCUUUUUGUGCAAAGCAAUGAUGACGGCACGUGUUUCCUUGCAGGUAACCAUGGUUAACAGAGGAAGAACAAUGAUUUCAAGCACCACCCUCCUUUUAAAGCUUCCAGUCUUUUAUUCUAACUCAAUCAGCAUGACAGAGUGAUCUCCAGCCUUGUCCUCGUCAACACUCUCACCUGUCUUAAUGAGAGAAUCACUGACAUGAUGUCAGCUGGUCCUUUUGUGGCAGGGCUGAAAUGCAGUGGAAAUGUUUUUUUGGGAUUAAGUUAAUUUUCAUGGCAAAGAGGGACUUUGCAAUGAAUUGCAAUUCAUCUGAUCACUCUUCAUAACAUUCUGGAGUAUCUGCAAAUUGCCAUCAUAAAAACUGAGGCAGCAGACUGUGAAAAUUAAUAUUUGUGUCAUUCUCAAAACUUUUGACCAUGACUGUAGACAGGUGUGUGCCUUUCCAAAUCAUGUCCAAUCAAUUGGAUUUACCACAGGUGGACUCCAAUCAAGUUGUAGAAACAUCUCAAGGAUGAUCAAUGGAAACAGGAUGCACCUGAGCUCAAUUUCGAGUCACAUAGCAAAGGGUCUGAAUACUUACGUAAAUAAGGUAUUUCUGUAUUUACGGUUUCAUUCGUUUGCAAACAUUUCUAAAAACAUUGUUUUCGCUUUGUCAUUAUGGGGUAUUGUGUGUAGAUAUGAGAUUUUUCAUUUUUUAUAAUCCAUUUUAGAAUAAGGCUGUAACGUAACAGAAUGUGAAAAAAGUUAAGGGAUCUGAAUACUUUCCGAAUGCACAGUAUUUACAAAAGUAUGUGGACACCCCUUCAAAUUAGUGGAUUCGGCUAUUUCAGCCAUACCCAUUGCUGACAGGUGUAUAAAAUGGAGCACACAGCCAUGCAAUCUCCAUAGACAAACAUUGGCAGUAGAAUGGCCUUACUGAAGAGCUCAACGUGGCACUUUCAUUGGAUGCCAGCUUUCCAACAAGUCAGUUCGUAACAUUUCUGCCCUGUUAGAGCUGCGGCAGUCAAUGGUAAGUGCUGUUAUUGUGAAGUGGAAACAUCUAGGAGCAACAACGGCUCAGCUGUGAAGUGGUAGGCCACACAGUUUGGGGAAGGCCCUUUCCUGUUUCAGCAUGACAAUGCCCCCAUGCACAAAGCGAGGUCCAUGGAGAAAUGGUUUGUCGAGAUUGGUGUGGAAGAACUUGACUGGCCUGCACAGAGCCCUGACCUCAACCCUAUCGAACACCUUUGGGAUGAAUUGGAACGCCGAUUGCGAGCCAGACCUAAUCUCCCAACAUCAGUGCCCGACCUGACUAAUGCUUGUGGCUGAAUGGAAGCAAGUCCCCGCAGCAAUGUUCCAACAUCACCCAGAAGAGUGGAGGCUGUCAUAGCAGCAAAGGGGGGACCAACUUAAAUUGAUCAGAUUAGCCAAACUCCUGUUAAAGUUUAAACACGGAGGUUAACACUAAUACUCAGGCACUAUUUAAAAGGGACAAAAAAAAACGUAUUGCCUUCCAAACAAUCCUUCAUGCCUUCCAAACAAGAUUUAUUGCCUUCUAAAUGAUCAUCAAAUAACCCUUUUCCCCCAAAUUGGUCCUUAGGAUGAAAAAGGCGCUAGGUAGAACCCUUUGUCUUACAAAGAACCCUCAUUUUCCAAAAAUGCUUCUUGGUAGAAAAACUUUUGGAACCCUUUUUUUAAAAGAGUGUGUUAGCAGUGAACAGAGGUACUUCUGGGCUACUGUAGAAGUGUGAGCAGUGAUGACUGAAUGAUGUGGUUUUGAGGUUCAGAGGGCUCCUCCACAGUGUAUUUAAACCCCAGGAAGUGAUUCCUGUCACUUCCUAAUGAGUAGCCAGGCCAGCCACUGGGCACUCACUGGCAGACACAUUACAGGCACUGCACCAUCACUGAUGUGGUCAGUCACUCAGAAGCUGCUCUCAGGGUGAGGGAACGCUCCAGUUUAGUUGUAGCCUGCUGGAAGUAUGUUGUUAUGCGUUUGGGAUUGUAUUAUUUGUCCUUACUUAUUAUUUGUCCCCACUCACCAGUCUUAUGUACAGGGUCACAAGCUGCUAUACAAGCAUUCAGUUCUUUUCACCUCAAAUCUCUUUCCCCUAAUAAUAGAUCUGAUCCUGAGUAAAGUUUCCAUGAUAUCACCGUCACAUGUCAGAAUGUUUGGAUAGACUGUAUUUACACAAUAUAUUUAGAAAAUAUUAGGUAAUGGGGAUUGAUUUGAGGUAAAUAUAAAUGAAUACAGUUACUGUUUCCCUGUGUUGCUAACCUCUGAAUUGAACUUCUUAUUGGGUUCUCCCAUGCCUGUUGUAAGUGCCAGGAAAUGCUUCCAUGUAGGGUUAGUUCAGGCCACAACAGUUCUCCUUUAUAGGUAGCCAUGGUUGAAUGGAAAACAGGCCCCCUCUUGUUGGAUAGGACAUGGGCAGAGAAUUCAUUUGGCAACAUAGCUUUGAGACAGAUGUGAUUGAUGUCAUCAGGUCUUCCACAUUGUGGAAACAGUGUUGUUUUUCCCAUUCAUACUCAUGUAAUGAAAAAACAUUUAAAUGUCAGUCAUACAGCAAGUCUAUUAUUGAACACUGAAUACGGAUUUGUCCACUAGAAAUUAAGUUACUUAAAAAAUAAAUUCACACCUCUUUGGCUUGGCAGAAUUUCUGUUGAACUACUGAAAAAUAUCUUAAUUAGUGUGUGACAUUAAACAGCAGUUGACUGUUCUGGAGUCUCCACCGAAACAAUGGAGGUAUUGAGGUCUGAGGUGUUUUACAGGGUGAAUCAACAUCAAUAAAAUUACAAGCUUUUCCCGUUUCUCCACAGAGCAUGUAAAAAGGAACUAUAUUAAAUGCUGUCAAAAUUAAAUGGCUUAUUUUGAUUAAAUGUCAUAAAGGACCAUGAAACAUUUUGUUAACAUUACAACUAUUAGUAUUUCUACGUUUCCCCUGGCAGCUAGGACCUAGGCUAAACCCUAGAUUAAGUCAUGUACAUGAAAUGUUUAUUAUUGUUUAAUAUUAUGAAUAACCAUCAUUGCCCAAAGCUUGGCACUGGUGGACAUUCCCUAUUGAACAUUGCUUUUAGUCCAGGAGUAGGUUUAAUAAUCUGGUUCUGGGAAACCAGCCCAUUGUGUUUUAUUGCAUAAUACAAACAUGUUUUCAGUGUUUCAUUGACAUUUAUCAUUGGUUCAGUUUACAAUAUGAAACUGGAUCAAUUGUAUCCAAGAAUAAUACAACUGGAUCAACUGUCAACAAGUGUAUUAAAUUAACCUCUAAUUUAAUAUCUAAUGUUUUUACUUUGUUCUCUCGCUCUUCAGAGACGGACAACAGAUGAAUGCUACUUCAUGGAGAGGCUGGAGAGUAACAACUACAACACCUACCGCUCUCGGAAGUACCCUGACAUGUAUGUGGCAAUGAAAAGGACUGGCCAGUACAAGUCAGGAUCCAAAACUGGACCCGGCCAAAAAGCCAUUCUCUUUCUCCCCAUGUCAGCCAGACGCUGA
This is a messenger RNA of Coregonus sp. 'balchen', 10614 nucleotides long. The record is from the annotation of a GenBank genome assembly. Lineage: Eukaryota; Metazoa; Chordata; Actinopteri; Salmoniformes; Salmonidae.